GAAGCGGGAGGGGAGAGUGAAACAGGAAAAGAAGGGAAGAAGGAAGAAGAGGAAAGAGAAGGAGAGGGGAGAAGGAGGAGGGAGGCGGUGGCGGCGCCGUGGCGGAGGAGCAGGAGCAGGAGGGGGAUGGAGAGGAGGCGGCUCGUGGGUGGAAUGGCGCUCCUGCUCCUCCAGGCGCUGCCCAGCCCCCUGUCAGCCAGGGCUGAACCCCCGCAGGAGAAGGAAGCCUGUGUGGGUACCAACAAUCAAAGCUACAUCUGUGACACAGGACACUGCUGUGGACAGUCUCAGUGCUGCAACUACUACUAUGAACUCUGGUGGUUCUGGCUGGUGUGGACCAUCUUCAUCCUCCUGAGCUGCUGCUGUGUCUGCCACCACCGCCGAGCCAAGCACCGCCUGCAGGCCCAGCAGCGGCAACAUGAGAUCAACCUGAUUGCCUACCGGGAAGCCCACAACCACUCUGCGCUGCCAUUUUAUUUCAGGUUUUUGCCAAACUAUUUACUACCUCCUUAUGAGGAAGUGGUGAACCGACCUCCAACUCCUCCCCCACCAUACAGUGCCUUCCAGCUUCAGCAGCCGCAGCCACAGCAGCAGCUGCUUCCACAGUGCAGCCCUGCAGGUGGCAAUCCCACCAGCACUGAUCCUACCCGGGGUCCCCCAGGGGCAUCAAGCAGCCCCCUGUCUGGGCCCAGCAGAAGCAGCACAAGACCCCCGAGCAUUGCUGACCCUGAGCCCUCUGACGUGCCAGCCGACCACGUGGCCACCAAAGCCUGUGGAAUGGAGCCCAGUGGUUCAGUGGCCGGUCUGGGGGAGCUGGACCCUGAGGCCUUCCUGGACAAGGAUUCGGAAAGUAAGGAGGAGCUGCUGAGAGAGUACGACUCUGAGCAUGGUAGUGCACUCCCAGACAGCAAAGACAAGACGCCAGGCAGACACCGCCGCUUCACUGGGGACUCGGGCAUCGAGGUGUGUGUGUGUAACCGGGGCCACCACAACGAUGACCUCAAAGAGUUCAGCACACUUAUUGAUGAUGCCUUGGAUGGACCUCUGGACUUCUGUGACAGCUGUCAUGUCCAGCCCCCUGGUGACGUGGAGGAAGGGCUCUGCCAGCCCUCCGAGGAGCAGGCUCGAGAGCCUGGGCAUUCUCCCCUACUCCAGCCACCUGCAUGCCUGCUGCUGAACACCAUCAAUGAGCAGGACUCUCCAAACUCCCAGAGCAGUGGCUCCCCCAGCUAGAGCAGCAACUGCCUGCACCCAGGAACUUGGCAAAACAACCAGGGUUGGGGAGAGCCACAAGAGAAGCAUUAAGGACUUUUGGAGAAAGUGCUACAGCCACUUUGGUGUUUUUUUCUUUCUUUUCUUCUCUUUGCAUUUUCCUACAUUUCCAGGUACGGUUUGGGGUGCGGAUGCCUCUCUCCCCACAGAAGCACAGUGCUGUGGAGAGCUGAGAAGUAGGUGUGACUCCUUCCUCUCACUUGCCCCACCGCCUUCUGUCCCCUUUCCGAGUCCUAGCUCACCUCCCCUUUGGGUCAGAGAAGUGUGUUUUCAGAGCCCCCAGGGAAGGGAGCUGGGACUGUGCCCUGCAGUGGGCCUCGCUGAUGGAACGGAUUUAUGCUCCAGUUUUACUUUAAGAGAACUUUGCUGUGUCUGUGGCCAGGAGAGGCAGCCUGUCUUGGCCCUGGAUUAGGGAAGCCCACAGAUGGCUGGGAUUGUCACCAGUGACUGGCAGCGUCUGCAGAGCUGGGAUCCGAUCAUUCUUGGGGAGGAAGAGAACCGGACGGCAGUUGUGAGGCAGGUUGGUAGGGGUUUGGUCCCUCAAAUCCCAGGGGACAUGGUGGAUGCACUGCCAGGUGUCCUCCACCGUUUCUUCCCCAGAAGUCCCUUGCUGCCUUUGGACUGGUGUGCAAGAUAAUCCUGCCUUUUUUUGUUUGUUGGUUGAUUUUUGUUUUGUUUUGUUUUUCUUUUUAAAACAAACAAAAGGCAGCUGAAGACAAGGAGCCUACCAGUGGGCAGACGAAAAUUAUCUCCUGGAAGAAGGAAGUUUGUGGCUAUUUCCCAAGGCGGCUUUCAAAGGCUGUGGUGGCACCGGAGCCAGCCACGGGUAUUUUGUGCCGAGGCUCGGCUGGCCCGGGGGCCAUUCCUGGAAGCCAUCUCUAGGAGCCCUGUGAGCACACAGCCCUGACCAUGGUGGUAGGUGGGCGUGCAGCUCCAACGUGUCUGUGCUUGGCCUGUGCCUACCUCACAGCGUGGGGUCAGCAGCCUAGCAUCUCCUUGCUUCAGGAAAGAGGGGCCUCAGAAGCUGUGGGGCCUGAGAAAGAGCGGCCCAUCUCACACAACCUUCUCUCUAUGAUUCUGAAUUGCUUUUGUUUGUUUGUGUUUGUUUUAACUGACCACUUAAGGGAAAUGCCUUGGUUAUCUGUGGUUUCCAUGUCCUGUCCCUGACCCCCGUUUGGCAUGGGCUGAUGCUUUUUCUGUAGCCUCCGUCAGGAGUCUGAGUGGCCAGGUUCAGCGGGUGAAGACCACAGCGUUCCUCUUCCUGCUGUUGGGCUCCAGGUGCCCAGAUGGACUUCGAAAGGAAGGCUGAGGGAGACACAACGGCCGACACUAACGUUCCCUGCGCAGCCGUGUUCCUACGAAGAGUUUGGUUCUUCCCCCACUCUUGAACGAUGAUAUUUAGUCUAAGCAUAGAUGUAAUGGCAAGAAAGGAAAAAAUAUAUAUAUACAUACACAUAUAUAUAUGCAUAUACAUAUAUGUACAUGAAAAGCAGACAGAUCCAAGGUUGUGAGGUGAACAAGCAUCCAUGUUUGGAUUCCACAAAACCAAAAUCCACAUCGAACAAAGUGAAGUCUGUAUGCAGUGACUUUCCGGGUGAUCUGUGUGUGUCUGUCCACUGUGUGUGAGCCCCAAGCCCUGUGUUCCUGUGAAGAUACUUUGAACAGCAGCCAUUCUGCUCACAUUAGCCACACGUCGGGAGCAAACCUGGCCCUCUCAAGGUAAUUUAUUUUACGCAUUUACUGUUUACCGAACAAAUGUCUGACUGUGUACUCUGGGUUUCCAGCAGCAUUGUCAACGGCAGCCCCCCAUGUUUGCCUGAGACGCUGUGCUCAGGGUAGAGGUUGUACUCUGCCCACCACUGCAAUUUGCACAAUUGGCUUCAUGUACCCUCGGAGGCCUGUGUUCUGUUCCCUGUACAAGGAAACAUGCUGAGCCUGUCUGCCUCCCUCAGCUGCUCCCGGCCCUCGGUCUCAGCGCCUGGGAAGUGUCCAGAACCACUUGGGACGGGAAGGCCACGGAGCUGUUGCAGAGAGAAGCUUGAUGGGAUCUCCAGUGAUAAGCAUGACCUAGUGGCAACCCUGCCUGGGGCUGGCGGGAGGCCUUGGUGCGUGCCAUGGUGUGCAGUACCAUGGGGCUUCCCUUCCUUCACUGAAGCCUGGCAGGUGCAGGCCAGCUGCCACGUGGCCUGAGCGGCUGGAGCGCAGGCGCAGCCCUCAGAGAUGCCUUUCCUGCUGUCCUUUUUAUGUUUAAUCCCAAACAACUCACUGAAGUGUCUGAAAGGAGAACAAGUUGCACCAAAAUGAAUCCUGAUUCAGUUAACUGAUCAAAUGGAAGAAUUCUGGCCCUCGCAAAUGUCUUCCCCCAAAGCAGAGGGGAUGUGGUCCACAUGUUGACUGUUGGGAGUCACUGCAGCGCCUUGCCCUAAAGGCAAGAGAAGAUGCGGCCGGCAGAGGUGGGCUUGAUCCGCAGUCACAGCCUGGCUCUGCGCUGCCAAGGGAGAGGGAUGGGCAGGGGCCUGGGAGGUGUGAACAAGGCCAGCUUUCCAGGUGGAGGGUGAGGAAGGGAUUGGUAGAGAGUUUGGUGCUACAGUGGGGAGGUUUGUAAACGCUAACAUUCCUGUGCAAGGCCCAGUGCCAUUUGUCAGUUGUGAAUAUGUGUAUUUUAAGCAAUAAGAUUCAGCUGGUCCGACUGUUCUGGGCAGUCUCGGUGACGCAUUUCCUGUGCUGUGAUUGUUCUGAAGACAGAGUGGCUCUAACCACUGUGAGAAGCCCAAAUAAAAAUCAAUCCCCCAAAA
Messenger RNA from Ochotona curzoniae (black-lipped pika), 4067 nucleotides. RefSeq names its product WW domain binding protein 1 like (gene WBP1L). The transcript is spliced from 4 exons. NCBI's taxonomy places the organism in Eukaryota, Metazoa, Chordata, Mammalia, Lagomorpha, Ochotonidae. The coding region runs from base 127 to 1233 and encodes 368 amino acids. The record is from RefSeq and is a predicted model, not a curated record.